This is a messenger RNA of Penicillium angulare, 1077 nucleotides long. RefSeq names its product guanine nucleotide-binding protein subunit alpha. NCBI's taxonomy places the organism in Eukaryota, Fungi, Ascomycota, Eurotiomycetes, Eurotiales, Aspergillaceae. Bases 1 to 1077 code for a protein of 358 amino acids. Gene Ontology annotation, cellular component: heterotrimeric G-protein complex. Gene Ontology annotation, molecular function: G protein-coupled receptor binding; GTP binding; GTPase activity. Gene Ontology annotation, biological process: G protein-coupled receptor signaling pathway. The record is from RefSeq and is a predicted model, not a curated record. The transcript is spliced from 5 exons.
AUGGGUUGUUUAGUCUCCAAACCCGCCGAGGCGGAUAGAGACGCUGUCCAGCGGAACGCCCGCAUCGACCGGGUCAUCAAGAGUGACAAAAAGACAUUGGAUAGGACAAUUAAGAUACUACUGCUCGGUGCCGGUGAAUCGGGCAAAUCUACCAUUAUCAAGCAAAUGCGCAUUAUUCAUAGCCGAGGCUUUCCUGAGGAGGAGCGUCACCAAACGCGAACUGUUAUUUAUUCGAACGUUGUCGUUGCCUUCAAGGUUUUGCUGGACAUUAUGAAUGCAGAGAACAUACAAUUUGAGCAUGAAAGCACAAGGACCGUGGGAGAGCUUUUAGAUAAGACUGAGCCAGAUGUUGGCUCAGAUGAUGCCUUUUCUGACUUGAAGAUUCGUGAUGCGAUGAGAACCAUGUGGCGCGAUUCAGGUGUUCAGAAGGCUGUGGCGCGUGGACAUGAGUUUGCACUACACGAUAACUUGAGCUACUUUUACGAGUCUUUGGACAGGAUAUUUACUCCCGGGUGGCUUCCUGAUAACCAGGAUAUGCUCCAGGCUCGACUUCGAACAACAGGUAUCACGGAAACUUUGUUCGAGCUUGGGCAGAUGAACUUCCGGAUGAUGGAUGUUGGUGGACAACGAUCAGAACGAAAGAAGUGGAUUCACUGUUUUGAGGGAGUUCAGUGCUUGUUAUUCAUGGUGGCUUUGUCUGGGUAUGACCAAUGUCUGGUUGAAGAUCAAAACGCGAAUCAAAUGCAUGAAGCAAUGAUGUUAUUUGAAUCACUCGUCAAUGGAGAGUGGUUUAAGCGAAAGCCUAUCAUUCUCUUCCUCAACAAGAUCGAUCUCUUUAAAGCCAAACUUUCCAUAUCCUCCAUCUCAAAUCAUUUCCCCGACUACAGCGGUUCCGAUACAGAUUUUGAAUCCGCUGCGCGGUACUUCGCUGAUCGUUUCCGUGGAAUCAAUCGAAUUCCAGACCGUGAGAUCUAUAUCCACCAAACCAACGCCACUGAUACCACAUUAUUGAAGGCGACUAUGGAUUCGGUACAGGAUAUGAUCAUACAAAAGAACUUGCAUACCUUAAUACUAUAA